This is a messenger RNA of Cololabis saira (Pacific saury), 740 nucleotides long. Its product is annotated as THO complex subunit 7 homolog. Gene Ontology annotation, biological process: mRNA export from nucleus; mRNA processing. The record is from RefSeq and is a predicted model, not a curated record. The transcript is spliced from 8 exons. Lineage: Eukaryota; Metazoa; Chordata; Actinopteri; Beloniformes; Belonidae. Gene Ontology annotation, cellular component: THO complex part of transcription export complex. The coding region runs from base 37 to 648 and encodes 203 amino acids.
AGUAAAAAGAAUAACAACAACACGCACAGCGGCAAUAUGGGGGCAGUCACAGACGAUGAAGUCAUACGGAAACGUCUUCUUAUCGACGGCGAUGGAGCUGGAGAUGACCGACGAAUCAAUCUCCUGCUCAAGAGUUCCACCAAAUGGUGCAACUCGCCCUGGACGCCCGAGGAAGGGUUUACGCAGUACCAGAGGAUGUUGGGCACUCUGGCCCAGUGUGAGUUUUCUAUGGGGAAGACUUUGAUGGUUUAUGACAUGAAUCUUCGAGAAAUGGAGAACUACGAGACGAUUUAUGCUAAUAUAGAACAAAACAUCACAUCUGCACAUGAAAAGAUCGCAGAAUGUAAAAAAGAUAUUCAGAGAGCAAAGAGGAUACGAAAAAAUCGUCAAGAAUAUGACGCUUUAGCAAAGGUAAUCCAGCAACAUCCCGACAGGCAUGAAACCCUCAAGCAAUUGGAGGCUCUUGACAAAGAACUUCAGCAACUGUCUCACAUCAAGGAGAAUGUGGAUGCAAAGUUGGAGCUGAGGAAGAAGCAGUUUCAUGUGCUUCUCACUACCAUUCAGGAACUACAACAUACACUUGAGAAUGAUGAGAAGUCAGACAAUGAUGACAACCAUCAAGGGAGCCCUGCAGAGAAUGGAGAAUGAUCCAGACUGAAAACUGUAGCUUUUAAAUGAGUUUGGGGUUGUCUGAGAAUCCUUUUGUAUGUAUUUUUGAAUAAAGUUCACUUGUUCAUUUA